AUGACUGAAAAGGUACUUGGAUUUUUGUUGGUUUGGGAAAGGAACCAACUAUUGCUGCAUUGGUGUCAUAAGAUAAUGAUUCUCCUUGUCACUGCAAUAUCCAUCUGUAUGUUGUGGGUUUUAUGUGAAUUCUGGAAUGAUAAGUGGCUGACAGUUGGGCUGUCACUGAAGGUCUUUGCUCCCUACUGGCACCUGGUCUGCAUAAUGUUGAUGGUUAUCUUUUCUUGGCCUGUGUCCUACUACUUGAUCCAGUUGGAAGGAGAAGCUAGAUACAGAAGAUACUUGUUGACAUAUUAUGAGAAAGAAAGAACCAAGAGAUGUCAUGCACUCACAAGGUUGAAAGCUCUACAAAUAGUUGUCGGACUGCCCUUUAUUAUUGUCCUUUUGUUUCUGUACGUGAUGCCAAUGGGGAUUCAUUCUCCCUGUAUUCAGGAAAAGGAGGCAUUAGGGCCCAAGCCUAGCUUCAUUGCACAUAGAGGUGCCCCCAUGCUAGCACCUGAAAAUACCAUGAUGUCUUUUGAGAAAGCUGUUGAACUUGGGGCCCAUGGGCUGGAGACUGAUAUACACAUAAGUACCGAUAAUGUGCCUUUCCUCAUUCAUGACCAUGACUUGAGACGAACAACUAAUAUCUGGGAGGUGAAGCCCAGUGCCUACUAUAACAGAAGUGACUCUUUCUCAUGGGAUUUCCUGUCAACUCUGAAUGUAGGGAAAUGGUUUUUAAAGCCAGAACUAAACAAACCAUUUUACAAGAUGGACCCCAUAUCAGAAGCUGAUAAAGAAAAAGCAAGAAAUCAAAAAAUUCCAAAACUACAUAAUUUAUUGGAUCUUGCACGGAAAGAAAAAAAAUUUGUGAUAUUUGAUCUUUUCACCCCUCCACGAUCACAUCCUGCCAGAAAAACAUUUCUCCACAAUAUAAUACGUGUAAUCCUUGACUCUAAAAUUGAGCCACAUCUGAUUCUAUGGUUAUCAGGUUCUGAAAGGAAUUUUGUCCGAUUUAUGGCUCCUGGUUUUCAGCACGUAGGCCGAUUACACACACUUGAGCAACUUGCAAAAGAAAAUAUAACAUUUAUAAAUGUUGACUACAAGGAGCUGUUCUACAAUGGGUUGAGAGACUAUAAAGCAGCUAACAUCACCAUCAACUUAUACCUCGUCAAUAAGCCUUGGCUCUUCUCAUUGGCCUGGUGUUCCAGAAUUCAUUCAGUAACCACUGAUGAUAUUAAGCUCUUGAGUCAGAUUGAUCACCCUCAUUUCUUCAUGACACCAAGGUACUAUAUGUUCAUAUGGCUUCUCAUAGAUAGUAUUUCUGCAAUUUUCAUUUUUGCUAUCUUUUGUUUUCAUUGGCAGAGGGAAAUGGAAAAACAAAGCAUAGAUGCAAAAGCUAUGAAAUAUGUACUGAUCAGUCAGCUGGAGCAUAAGCGAGGUCAUAAAGCCAGGGGCUGUGGAGCGCUGGGGAUGGCAGAGAUCAAAGGUUCUCGAAGGAGAAACAUUCAAGAAGCUGUAGUCACAAAGUCUUCCAGCAGAAUCUCAGAAAGUCCAUGGAGUACAAAAGCUUUGUACCCAGGUCUAGCCAGCAGCGCAAAUAAAUACCCUGAUGCUUUCCGUUUGACAGUGCUUCCCAAGAAGGAAGCCAAAAAACAAUCAUUCAAGAAAAAUGGCAAACCACUGCCACCAGAGCACACCAAGAUGCCCUUUGAGCCCACCCUACUGGCCAGCCAGUCCACUCUCCAAACCGCCUUGCCUGUCUUUAAGAUGCAGAGACUCUCAAUGCCCUUCAAAGAGGACCUCCAUCCUGAAACACAAUCCAAAGAGAUGCCCAUGGUUGAAUCUUCCCAGGAAUCCUUUGUAACAACAGAUUCUAAGAUGUUCUGA
This is a messenger RNA of Chrysochloris asiatica (Cape golden mole), 1869 nucleotides long. It is a transcript of the gene GDPD4, whose product is annotated as glycerophosphodiester phosphodiesterase domain containing 4. Gene Ontology annotation, molecular function: glycerophosphodiester phosphodiesterase activity. The transcript has 16 exons. The record is from RefSeq and is a predicted model, not a curated record. Gene Ontology annotation, biological process: lipid metabolic process. The coding region runs from base 1 to 1869 and encodes 622 amino acids. Lineage: Eukaryota; Metazoa; Chordata; Mammalia; Afrosoricida; Chrysochloridae. Gene Ontology annotation, cellular component: membrane.